This is a messenger RNA of Bombyx mandarina (wild silkworm), 1131 nucleotides long. RefSeq lists its product as uncharacterized. The record is from RefSeq and is a predicted model, not a curated record. NCBI's taxonomy places the organism in Eukaryota, Metazoa, Arthropoda, Insecta, Lepidoptera, Bombycidae.
AGUAAUAAACCAGUACGCGCUCAGAACGGUUGUUUGUUUUCCUAGUCACAUACUUCUCACUGGCGACGAGUCGUAUUAAUUUACCCACGCGUAAAAUAAAAAUAAAAAAAUGUCUUAUUUGGGAAAUUUACCAAUUUACGAUCAUAAAACAUGUGAAUGGUCUAUUUUCAAGAGUCGUUUAACACAGUUUUUAAAAGUAAAUGACGUAUCGGAAGAAAAGAAAAGUGCUAUCCUCAUUACGCACCUCUCCGAUGAGGCGUACCGUCUAGUGCGAAAUUUAGCAUACCCCAAAGAUGCUGAUUCAUUUUCGUAUGUGGAGCUGGUUUCAUUACUCGAUAAUCAUUUUAAGCCAAAGAAGUGUUCAUAUACCGACAAGGCUCGUUUUUAUGGGGCUACGAGAACCCCAGGCGAAUCAUUAGGAGACUGGGCGGCGCGACUUAGGGGGUUGGCAAGUUAUUGCGAAUUCGGCGCGGCUUUGGAAACGAACCUUACGGAUCGUUUUGUCCUAGGCCUGGGCUCAGGUCCAGCACGAGAUAAGCUGUACGAGCAGGACCCAUCAAAAAUGAAAAUCGAUCGAGCGUUAGAAAUAGCCCAGCAGGCAGAGAGUGCGAGGGAGGCUAAGUUCAUGGAAGUUAGUGUUAAGGAAGAACCUGUGUACCGUGCCUCCUUCACGCUCGACGAUAGACGUGAAGCUAAUCGACGAGCGCGGACGAGUGAGCCAAGCAGUGGUUAUUCAGGGCAGCGGCAGCGGUCCCACCUUGGUGAUGGUCAAUCAGUUCGCGGGCAGCAACCACGUCGUGACUUCCCAAGGUGCUCGGUUUGCGGGUUAAGAAACCACGACGAAGAGAAGUGCCGUUACAAGGGCUAUCGCUGUCAGAAGUGCGGUGAAAAGGGACAUUUAAAAAAAGUGUGUGACAAAAAUGUGCAGAUCAAUAAUAUUUGUGAUGACCACGAUAAAGGUGUCGGCCACAUUCCGGAUCCUGACCAUUGUGAGGAAUGUCAUAAUUAUAGUUUAAAGUUCCAAAAUUAGUGUGGAGGAAUGAUAUGUAUGGCACUGUUUGUCCAUGCUGAUCGUGACAGUAAUAAACCAGUACGCGCUCAGAACGGUUGUUUGUUUUCCUAGUCACAUAC